GCAUAUCUGAGCAUCAUGAAAUUACACAGAGACAGUGAGAUGCUCCCUUUGGACUGCUUGCGCCCUCGUUCCUUUCCUGCCAGCCAUCGAUCUUCAGUUCGGAGGAACAGUCAUGACCCUCGCCUCACCAUCAGCCUGUGUGACCUGAGCCUGCAGCAAGAGAUGCAGCUGGAAGAAGAGGAUGAGGGGGAAGAAGAGGAACCACUCCAGCCCUCUUGCCAUAUUCCUCAGAACUCCCAGAACUUGCAGCAAUGCUCCCUGCUGCCCAGCCACUUGGACACUGAUCUACAGUUUCACUCUGUUCAUGGCCUCCAUGUUACUCCACUCGAUAUGCACACAAUGGCUCGACCAGAUCAGCGGGGAGAUGAGAGGACCCUGGUGUUUACCAGCCGCCCAAUGCACAGUUCAGAGACUGUUUUUAUGAAGGUGAAGAAAGGAGGCACGCGGGCAGGGUCUCUUUCUUACGGUGUGACUUCUUGUGACCCCGCCACCCUCAGGCCCAGUGAUCUCCCAUCAAACCCAGAAUCCCUGGUGGACCGCAAGGAAUUUUGGGCCGUGUGCAGGUUGGCUGUCAAACUCCACAGCGGGGAUAUUCUGAGCUUCAUGGUGAACUCAGAUGGCGAGCUUAUGAUGAGCCAUAAUGGGAACAAUGCAGGCAUGCAGCUGUGUGUCGAUAACUCCAGACCACUCUGGAUGUUCUACGGUCUACAUGGCUCCAUCACACAACUCCGAAUUUUAGGUUCAGCUUUACCUACAGAUGCUCAAGGCCCAUCGGUGCCUAGCUCCCCAUCAUGUACACCCAACACCCCAACAAUGCUAUGCAGUGGAAACUCUGGGUCCAACCUCAACACCGCUCUGAACAUCAGUCUGAAUUCAAGCCUUAACUCUAACUACCACAUGCUAUUUUCUACGUCCACAGGUACAACCCCAAGCUCCCCGGUUUCUAGCCAUUCACUAUCCCCGACCUUCCCAUCCUGUUCUAACUCUUGGAGUGAGGACUGCACCAUCUGCUGCGAGAACAUGGUGGACACUGUACUUUAUGCCUGUGGUCACAUGUGUCUUUGCUACGCCUGUGGCCUGAAGCUCAAGAAGAUGGCCAACGCGUGCUGCCCAAUCUGCCGACGGACAAUCAAGGACAUCAUCAAGACCUACAGAAACCCGUAGGUUUGCAUUUGACAUUGCAAACUGAUUAAAGACUUUUCAAAGGCAGCACAAAUGAUGAUUCGGCUCAGGUACUCUACAACAGGACUUCACGCUCAAUUAUCAAAACCUUUUGUCCAAAUCAUUGGAGACACAAUAAAAAGCCAUUAAAAGGCAUAUUAAGAAGCUAAAUAUGGUCAAAGCAACUUGCCAACAUGCCUCAAAUCACUUCAUGCAGAAAAGAAAGACUCUUCUAAAAAGAUGUAUGUUCUACUUCAUGCGGAAUAAACCCCCAUGAUCUCCUCAUCCAGGUUAAUUCUCUCCCUAAACUGAGAGAAAAUUAAGGAAGGCUGGUUCUAUUUAUGUAGAGAAGACAUCCGGAUUUCCAGUGGAAAAAAUAAGUGAAUAGGCUGAGAAAAGCUACCUUUAGCAAUGCAAUAAACCCCUAAGCUCUCAGUGUACAGAUAACCGUAAAGGAACUAUAAUGUGUAAUAAGGGAUGUGUUUUGCAGAAUAUCCCACCACCUGAAGUUCUCUGAACCCCAGGCAGAGAGGGACUGUGCAAAGAGUGCAAAAAAAUAAGAAAGCUGUCACUAGAGAAGGUCACGCUUGAUAAGGAUCGAGGAUGUGAAUCAAGGAAGAUGGAAGCUAAGGAGGAAGGAUGACGUAGGUUUGAGACAGAUAUAGGGGAAGGAGGUAGUUCAGUGGUCUGUGCCUGUUCUGGCGAAGAAAUAUUGGUUCAUUCAGAUGUUGAGAUACAUAUUCUGGUUUUAGCUGUCAUUCCCUCCUCUCCUGUGGGUGGCUGUUUGCUAACCCUCCACAAAAAGUCAUCUAAAUAAAGAGUGGUAGUGUAGGUACUGGAAUAUUUUUUCCAUGAAGGUCUUAAAUCAAGCUUUCCUUCACUGUAAGAAUCACUUAAAGGCCCAUAGCCAUAUCUACUUCUUUCAGGUUUAUCUGUUCUCUUUUUGUUUCAGUGGGAUUUUAAAACUGUAACAUUUGAUUCAAUAUUGGUGUAUUUAUGUGCAUAGCAUCUUUAAGCUGGUGCAAGUGUGUAAUCAGUAAAAAAGAUGCAACAAAUGUGAGAAUUUCAUGUGCAUAUCAUUCUCCGAGUGCUGCUCCCCAUCUAAAAAAGCUAACAUAUUUUUAUGUCUGCUCAUGUACUCAAGACCAAUAUUUGAUUAGCUAAGAAUGUUCUGAAACAUUACAAGACUCGUGUAUUUUUGUAGAUAUUGAUUUGUGCUUUAAAACUCAUCAUCUCAUCACAGCAGGAGGAACAUUUGCAAUUUAUAAGUAUAUUGUGUAACAUUAGACUUAGUUUGCUGAGUUUGUGUAUUAGGCAGUUUACUGUGAAAACCAAAACUGACAUUAAGAUUAAAUUUCAUUAUAUAGUUUUUUGUGUGUUUUUUGUUGUUUUCAGAACUUAAGUUGAUUUACACAAGUACAGAAAUACAAAUUUGUUAUACUUUAUGUAAAAGUGAACACGUCAUCGAUGAUACAUGACAAGGUAAUUUUUUAAUCCUUAAAAUUCUAGGCUUGAGUUUCCAACAAAUUAGAUGGAUGGAUGGAUGGAUGGAUGGAUGGAUGGAUGGAUGGAUGGAUGGAUGGAUGGAUGGAUGGAUGGAUGGAUGGAUGGAUGGAUGGAUGGAUGGAUACUGUGCAUUGCUGGAAUGUUGUUUUUAAAUAUUAGUAGAUGCUCAGUUUUUUCAUUAAGACCAGAUAUGUUUUCUCUCCUAACCAAAAUCAGCCGAGCAGAAAUGAAACAUUUGUGUAUUUUUGAUUGAAAAAUAAGCCACUCAUGGAAUGAAAGUUUGCUUGUACAUUUUAAUAGCUCCUUUUUAAUCUUUUGACAUUAGUAUUAUACUUAUCGCUUCAUCAUUGUUCUAUUUAUGGAUAAGUUAGGAAAGUUUUCUAUAAAUCUUCAUAGGUUUUGGGCUAUACGAGUAUGGUACAACAGAUCUAUUGGGUGAUUGCUGAUAGAAAGAGUUUUUCCUGGAUAUUUUUUUUUUUCAAUUCCAGGCAUUUCAGGAAAGGUCAUAGUUACCAUGCCCUGUUCAGCACAUGAGGAAGCAUACCUAAAUUUAACGGGAGCGUACAUAUUAAAAAAUUGAAAAGUAGAAUAAAUUGUACACAAUCAUUUGAAAUGUUUACUCACAUUUAAGCCAUCCCAUCCAACAGAGUUAUUUUUAAAUAAAAAACACCCAGCAGAGAAAAUAAACUACUCUGAGUCUCUGUAACAAAGGUAAUAUUAUACUAUAGUGUUUGAGGUUUUUAUUUUUUGCUAUACGCCAAAAAAUAGCAAGCAAUGAAUACAUCUUGAACCUUGAAUCAUCACAUUAAGCCAGAUGAAAAGCCUUUUUCUGCUCAAAGGCCUAAAAAUGUAAUAAAAGGUAUUCAAAAUUGUGCAUAUGCUCUAGCAAACUGAAAUGUGGUAAUAUGUAAAUUUUGAUUGUAACGUGUAUUGCAAUAAGAUAACUAGCAUCUAUUUUUGCUUGUAAAGAGCCAAGCAACCUGCGUACAUCCUAUCUAUAUUUUUUUUUAAAGGAAAUUGAGCCAUACAAUUUUUAGGGAUGUACAAUUUUCUCAAAAUGCAGCACCAUUUUUUUCAAAUAAAAGAGAUAUCAGAAAAUAAGUUAGAAAGUACACAGGGGGAAGAAAAUGUGUUUUUGUGCGCUGUUUUGUUUAUAAAAGCUUUUAAAAUAAUCUAAUCAUGUCUGGAUAUGAAUUAUGUUCUAUUUGUUAAUAAAGUCUGAAACACUG
Messenger RNA from Cyprinodon tularosa, 3896 nucleotides. RefSeq names its product E3 ubiquitin-protein ligase NEURL1-like. The transcript has 4 exons. Lineage: Eukaryota; Metazoa; Chordata; Actinopteri; Cyprinodontiformes; Cyprinodontidae. Bases 16 to 1164 code for a protein of 382 amino acids. The record is from RefSeq and is a predicted model, not a curated record. Gene Ontology annotation, molecular function: ubiquitin protein ligase activity. Gene Ontology annotation, biological process: negative regulation of Notch signaling pathway; nervous system development. Gene Ontology annotation, cellular component: postsynaptic density; plasma membrane.